UGUUUUGUUUUGCUUGAGUAAAAAAAAUACCGGUGUUGUUUUCAUUUAAACGAUUAUAUUAUGAGCAUUAAGGUGUAUUUACCAUUCAACUAUUAUUACCUCAAGAAGCCCACGGAUUUGUACGGCCAAGUGCAAAUAAAUGAAGACAAUGUCGUGGCUUAUUACGUUCUGGAAGCCUUAGAUUUGGAGUUUCGCGACAAGGCCAUAAAUCAUGAUUCCAGCAAUAUGCGUUUCUUGGGUUCUAUUCUAAACGUGGACUUCAAUGCAGAUCAAAAUCAGUAUCUCAAGUUCAAUAUGCGACUGUGUUUCACAUACAAUAGCAGCCAGGCAAAUAUAAGCCUAGUUUACACCGGUAUUACCCCAGAAUAUCUCAAGCACAUAAAGCUUAUUCUCUAUGAAAAACCAAUGAUACGAAAUCUGUUUAUUGGCGGGGAAUCUGUAAGUAACCGAUCUAUAGAAUAUGGUGAAUACGAUAGCAAUGAUUGCGACUUUAUCGAGCUGUCCAGGCUGACACAAUCCACAGUUGGGAUUCAAAAUAACCCAAAGAACCAUGCCAAAAAGACUGUCCUGUAUGUUCUAACUCUCAUCGCCGACUCUCCAAUAACAAUAUUCAAAUAUAUUGUUGAAAAUGUGUUUGUCAACAGCAUAAUGGUUCAUACUAGUAUCUACAAGCAUUUCAAGGAGUGGCAGAAGACAUAUGAUGAGCGAUCUCGUCCGGCAAAUAUAGCACUUGACAGAAUAUUGGGGAUCAUAUUGAUGUUAAUACUCUUUUCCUUAGCGACACAGCCGGGAGACUUUCUUAUACAAAUAUCCCACUACGUUAUUGACGAACUAUACAGCCUUUUAAAAGUUUUGGAGGGCAGUCCUAUUGGUCUCAAGCUAAAUAUACAUUUGAAUAAUUUCUUUCUCGACUGCUUUAAAUAUCAUAUUGAAUUGUGGUCGACAUUUUUGGAUUUCAUAGAACCUUUAGUGCGACAAGUUUUCUUGGCCAUUGGAGCAUUUGGAUGCUUGGGUCUUACAUUCCAGAUAGCGCUACUAGUGGACCUAAUAUCCAUAAUCGGGUUACAUUCGCAUUGCUUCUAUAUUUAUACCAAAGUGCUCUACAAUGUGGAAAGAAAAGGACUUUCGGUGCUAUGGCAAGUGGUUCGAGGGAACCGGUACAAUAUUUUAAAAGGUCGCACUGAGUCUCAUAAUUAUAUGAAUCGCCAAUUAUAUCUAGCAACAAUAUUUUUCUCCGCCAUUCUGUUUUUAUUUCCCACUACCCUCGUCUACUAUAUAGUUUUUGCUGCUCUGAAGGCGCUUACUUUUGCAACUCUUAGCAUUUUUGAGUUUGUACGAAGACAAAUUUUGAGUCUACCGAUUGAAGGGUGUAUGAAGCGGGUUUUAAAAGGAUGCAAUGAUAUAGAUUGUCUUCAAAUCAAGGAUGUUUCACCUCAAGAAAGGGCUUUCCUACUACAUAAAAAUCAGAAAAUCAGCGUGACCGUAUACAAAAUAACAGCUUUAUGAACAAGCCAAAGACAUAAUAUUAAAUAAAAUGACAAACAAAAUGUAAAAAUGUAAUAU
Drosophila subpulchrella is the source of this 1563-nucleotide messenger RNA. RefSeq names its product phosphatidylinositol N-acetylglucosaminyltransferase subunit Q (gene PIG-Q). The record is from RefSeq and is a predicted model, not a curated record. The transcript is spliced from 8 exons. NCBI's taxonomy places the organism in Eukaryota, Metazoa, Arthropoda, Insecta, Diptera, Drosophilidae. Bases 61 to 1506 code for a protein of 481 amino acids. Gene Ontology annotation, biological process: GPI anchor biosynthetic process. Gene Ontology annotation, cellular component: endoplasmic reticulum; membrane.